Messenger RNA from Anoplopoma fimbria (sablefish), 1283 nucleotides. Its product is annotated as sialomucin core protein 24-like. The record is from RefSeq and is a predicted model, not a curated record. The transcript is spliced from 4 exons. The coding region runs from base 105 to 863 and encodes 252 amino acids. NCBI's taxonomy places the organism in Eukaryota, Metazoa, Chordata, Actinopteri, Perciformes, Anoplopomatidae.
AUAGGAAGUGAAGAGUCGGCAGUGACAUGGAGGCAGACUCGCUGCCAAGGAAGUGAGCUGAGUUUCUGUUUUCAGUGAUACGAACAAAAGAAGUACAGAACUAAAUGGCCAUGGAAGCCAUCUUUGCUACCCUGGCUUGUUACCUUCUGGUCAUUCCUUUCGCUGCGGCACAAACACAGGGGAAGAAUUUGACACCAACAAUAACAACCCCUGAUUUAAACAUGACACACACACCUACAAUGUUAUCUUCUACUAACUCUACUGGACAUGGAACUGUUAUCUCAAGCUCCACGGAGAACACGACUCCAUUUACCAGCACGACCGGGAACAAUGACACCUUCACCCAAACUACAGCAGCUACAUCUGAGAGCACAAGUCAUCUCCAGACUUCUCAGUCAACAACCAACAUGACUCCUCUAACAAAAACACCUGGCACUCCUACGUCUACUGCACUGACAACCUCAAAGACGCAGGUCACAGCAGGUUACAUAAGUACAGCAGAUACGACAGUAAUCACAACUGUAAAUUCAUCUCUCACUGUCAAGACAACCUUAGAUCCAGUUAACAAAACCGCACAAGGUUUGGUACUAAACAUUUCAGAAAAAAAUAUGACUAUUGUCUUCAGCGUUGUACUUGGAGUGUUUGCCCUGGCAGUGGUUGUGUUCAUGUUUCAAAAAUGCAAACAUAAAAUCCAAUACAUGCAUCAGCCUCUAAACAACACUGGUGACAUGGCAGGUGAUUUUGUGGCAGACGAUGACACACUUGUCAUUUCUGGAGGACUUUAUGAUGGCCAUCCAAUAUACGACAACGUGCCAACAAUCCAAGCAGACCAAUCUCAAUUUCGUCUCCAGUUCUUUCAAUAAGGAGACGGGAGUUCCCAAAGUUUGAGGUGUCACCUUCGGAGCUUCUUCUCUUCCACUAAUUAAUACAAUUUCAAGACAUUUAAUUACUGUGAAAUAUAAAUUCUUCAUGAGAGGCUGACGGCAGAGAGGAAGGGAACAUACCGAUGGGCAGAACAUUCAAACAAGGACAACGCUGAUCGAUUUGAACAUUUAUUUUACUUAAUUUACUGUCAAUAUUUUAAAAUGUUAAUAUAUUAAGUUAGUAAUACAUAAAUAAACCAUUUCCGACACCAACAAUAUAAACUUGUGCAGAAGUAAUUUCAUUGCAUGUGAACACCAGUAAAGAUAAGUCAUACAAUACGACAGCGCUACAAAAAACUCUGCAGUCACUUAAAUCUCCUCCAAACCCAACAAAAACUUGCUAAAAACGUUGGAAUAUGA